Ceratosolen solmsi marchali is the source of this 429-nucleotide messenger RNA. RefSeq lists its product as uncharacterized. Lineage: Eukaryota; Metazoa; Arthropoda; Insecta; Hymenoptera; Agaonidae. The transcript is spliced from 2 exons. The record is from RefSeq and is a predicted model, not a curated record. The annotation marks the transcript as partial.
AAACCGACGAUAAGUUUUGUCAGUAUUUCAGCAAAUUCAAACGAUGCAUUGGAGGAACAGUGCGAAGAUGCUGUUUUUAAACUUUGCUGUACGCGAGAACGUUAUUCCGUUCGUUGUGCCAAUCAACUAGAAAAAUAUUUAAAAUUGUGUACCGAUAAACAAGUUGCAAAAAUUAAAAUUGCACCUGCUCCAAAUUUUGAGAGGCCAGUUAUGACAGAGGAACAAAAACACCUCUUAUAUGAAUAUAAAGUUUCUUCUAGAAAUGAAAUACAAAAAAAUUCAAAAAAUGAUGUACGACUCAUGUUGAAUAGAUUGAAAGAAUUAAAAAACAUUGUAAAACAGAUAGAACAAUCCAGUAGCAGUGAAAUAUAUCAAUAUUUGAAAUAAUAAGGGACCACCACAGGACAAAUGAAAUAUUAUGUGAUUAAA